Molecule: messenger RNA, 3482 nt
Organism: Manis pentadactyla (Chinese pangolin)
Lineage: Eukaryota; Metazoa; Chordata; Mammalia; Pholidota; Manidae
Gene: PRPS2
Product: phosphoribosyl pyrophosphate synthetase 2
Exons: 7
Coding region: 130-1089 (319 amino acids)
Biological process (GO): purine nucleotide biosynthetic process; 5-phosphoribose 1-diphosphate biosynthetic process; ribonucleoside monophosphate biosynthetic process
Cellular component (GO): cytoplasm; ribose phosphate diphosphokinase complex
Molecular function (GO): magnesium ion binding; ribose phosphate diphosphokinase activity
Source: RefSeq, a predicted model, not a curated record
UCCAGUUCAACCGUGGCCCGCCCCCUCCAGCUCCUCCUGGCUCCGCUCCUCUCUCGGUCCAGUCCAAGGCUCUUUCCCGCUGCAGUCGCAGCCUCUGGUGCUACUGCAGCCACCUCCACGCUCCGCGCCAUGCGCAACAUCGUGCUCUUCAGCGGCAGCUCGCACCAGGACCUGUCCCAGCGCGUGGCCGACUGGCUGGGCCUGGAGCUGGGCAAGGUGGUCACCAAGAAGUUCAGCAACCAAGAGACCAGCGUGGAGAUUGGGGAAAGUGUGCGCGGGGAAGAUGUCUAUAUCAUCCAGAGUGGCUGUGGAGAAAUCAACGACAACGUGAUGGAGCUCCUCAUCAUGAUCAACGCCUGCAAGAUUGCGUCGCCCUCCAGGGUGACUGCCGUCAUCCCGUGCUUCCCGUAUGCCCGCCAAGAUAAAAAGGACAAGAGUCGUGCUCCAAUUUCUGCAAAACUUGUGGCCAACAUGCUCUCGGUUUCUGGGGUGGAUCACGUCAUCACCAUGGACCUGCAUGCCUCUCAGAUCCAGGGGUUCUUUGAUAUUCCUGUGGAUAAUCUGUACGCGGAGCCUGCAGUCCUGCGGUGGAUACAGGAGAAUAUUGCUGAAUGGAAGAACUGUAUCAUUGUCUCACCUGACACUGGUGGUGGAGUCAAAAGGGUCACAUCCAUUGCAGACAGGUUGAAUGUGGAAUUUGCCUUGAUUCACAAAGAGAGAAAGAAGACAAAUGAAGGAGACUGUAUGUUUCUAGUGGGCAAUGUGAAGGACCACGUGGCCAUCCUUGUGGACGACAUGGCUGAUACGUGUGGCACAAUCUGCCAAGCUGCAGACAGGCUUCUCUCGGCCGGAGCCACCAAAGUUUAUGCUAUUCUUACCCAUGGGAUCUUCUCUGGGCCAGCUAUCUCCAGAAUAAACAGUACUUCUUUUGAAGCUGUUGUUGUCACAAACACAAUUCCACAAGAGGAGAAAAUGAAACACUGCUCCAAGAUUCAGGUCAUUGACAUUUCGAUGAUCCUGGCCGAGGCCAUCCGAAGGACACACAAUGGUGAAUCUGUGUCUUACCUGUUCACCCACUUCCCACUAUAAAUCCAGGACGUGUGGCACAAGCCCGCUCUGGCUACUGACUUGUGUGCAUUUAUCUGAUUUUUUAAUUUUAUGACUCAGCAAUUAUAGCAUAAUGCAAAGGCAGCAGAUCUUAGUAUACUCCAAGAGCCAUUGCUUCCCCCUUCUAAAGCUCAAGACUGUUUAUUUCCAGUUUGGGGGUGGUAUUUGAUCUUUAAGUGAACUGCCUUAAAUGAGAAAUGUUCUUGUCAUCUUGACUUGUUCUAAUAGGUGACUUUUUUCUUUCUUUUGUCAGUACUUUGAAGCCACGGCUUUCAAGUACAUCAUUCCAUUGUGAAAGUUCAUAGUUUAUAUAUUUCGGGGUUGCCAAGGGUGACUUCAGAUUAAAGCCUUCUGUGUAAAUAUAUAAUGAUCAUGCCUAUGCACAUUUGGGUAAAACCCUACACAAAAUUAGCCUUUUACCUCUGAGUGAACCUUAAAAAACUUAUAAUACCCUGAAUUUUGAAUACAUUUUUAGUAACCAGGUUAUUGUGCUUAAUUUGGACCAAAUUUUAUGUAGCUUAAGAUGGCCACUGACACUUUUUUUUGUGAAUAUUAGACAUAUCAGAGGCAAUGUAAUUCAGUGUGUUUUUUUAAUUACCACUUCUGAAAAUCAUGUUAUAACUAUCACUUACCUGAACUGUCAUGUUCUAGAAUUCCAAAAUUAUGUUCAAUGAUAGAUCUGAUUUUAGAAAUUGUUUGGAGGUAGUCUCCAAGCUCACUGUCACAGUCAUGCUUUCCUCUGUCCAUCCCAUAUGGACAGUUCUUUGAGCUACACCUCACAUCCUGCCAUCUUAGAUGUUCUCUUAUGUCCUGUUUUUAGCUCUAGCUUUUACUUUAUCUGUUUCCCAGGAAUUUCACCUUACAGAUUUCCACCAAAACAGACUCUUCUAAAUCCCCUCAAAUUUAUUAGCCUGGUCAUUCAUUUGCUCCCGACAUAAUGAAAGAGUGAAUUUUUGUGAGUGCCAUCAAAUGCACAUUUAAACGUUAUUUCCUUAGUUUUGAUUUAAUGUUCCUUUGCCUUUUGUAAUCAGAAAUGGCAAGUCUCCUAGGCAACUGAUUAUUUUAACUAAAGCUGUUACAUGAAAAACAUGGGUAAGAAAUGUCCACGAAAAAGUACAAAUAAAUAAGCAUCAGUUGCAUCAUUAAGAUGAUGUUCAAAUGGUGGCUCAAGAGUCCUCAUGGAGGAAGAUUGAUCCACAAGAUGCCCCCUGACAAUGCCCUCCUGAGUGAGCUACCUCCUGGCCCCACAGCAAGGCAAGCAUUGACUUGCUGUGAAUUUUAUUAUUUGCAUAUUGCUAGACAACCAGCUGAACUCUUCAGCCCCCAAAGAAGAGAGUUUGCCUGCAAUCGUUUUCCCUUCUUCUGAAUCCUAAAGAAAAUUAAUUCUCUGAUCUAUACUGAGCAGGUGGAAAAUCAAAUCAAUUUAAGUCAUUAACAAACUUGAAUAGCAGUCUUUAAGACUCGAAACUUCACUAUAGCAGAGGUUGAAUUGAAGUUAAAGAGUGUCAUUUUAGUCAUUGCAGAAACUAGCAUUUUGCUGUACUUAACAUGACUUUUGAGAAAAAUAUAUAGCCUGGUAAAGUCAGCUAUGCAAUACAGAUGGACUAUAUCUAUGAAGAGCUGAGCUGCAAUAUUUGAAGAGCCUAUUAAGAUGUAUGAAAUGUUUGUUUUUCAUGAGUGAACACUACCUGUUUCUUGGAAUUUCUAUGCAUAGAGAAAAAAUAUAGUUAUGAACACCCAUAAGUAGACAGCUUGGCAUUCAAGGGUAGACAAGUUGACAUCACUAAACCCAGUUGAUUUGAAGGUAAUCAUUUCAUCAAAGAUGUAUAGUAUAAAAUACAGAACUAGUUUUAUAAUAAUGAGCCUUGGAUUAAAAAAAAAGAUUGUAAAAUCUGUAUUGUCAUUCUCUGAAUUAAGAACUGAUUGUUUUUAUCUUGUAACUUCACUGAUGCAUUUAUCAACUCAUUAGAGUGGACCUCACCAUACACAGUGGCAAUGUAGAUCUUAACUAAUUUGUGAUUUCAGUUCAGUAGGCAUGAUGAAGACUGCCUCAAGAGCAGCUCGACCCCAGAGCCUGCACAUCCCCUGCUGCUCUUAAGUGAAGCCACCAAAUAUAUUGAUCCUCUCCAACUCUGUUGAGUGGGGCUAGACUCGGCAUCUAUCUAGCCAACAAGGGGAGCCAGAGAAAUAUAAAUAUACCAAAGUUGAUCAGCCUCCAAGUCAAGUUAUAUUAAUCAACUUACAGAUAUUCCUGUUGUAACUUUGUCAGCUAUGAUGUCAACUCAAUUCAGGAAUUUAUCAUUGGCCGUGCUUGUGUUGGGUUGGGGAGAGGAUUUUAAGAUCUUCCAACACUGUACUACAACAUUUCAAUAAAA